Macadamia integrifolia is the source of this 3374-nucleotide messenger RNA. RefSeq names its product probable leucine-rich repeat receptor-like protein kinase At1g35710. The record is from RefSeq and is a predicted model, not a curated record. The transcript is spliced from 2 exons. Gene Ontology annotation, molecular function: protein binding. Lineage: Eukaryota; Viridiplantae; Streptophyta; Magnoliopsida; Proteales; Proteaceae. Bases 17 to 2290 code for a protein of 757 amino acids.
AUAAUGGUAUGUAUGUAUGGUUGAUUCACUGGACUUAUCUCCCAUGGCUUACUACUCAUCCACCCGUUCUUCUCUCAGUACUUCUCCGACUCCGUUAAUGUCGUUUUUCUAUCUUUGCCUUAUUAUCUUAUUCCUCAGUACUUCCUCUGCGUUUGGUAGUGGAUUAGGGGUCUCUUCCUCUCAGUCAUCAUCAAGUGAAACAGAGGCUCUACUCAAAUGGAAAGCCACUCUCCAAAACUACUCUGUCCCUGCUCUCCGUUCUUGGAAGCUUACAUCGUCAUCCUCAGCACCAAUCCCCUGCUGCAACUGGUUUGGUAUAACUUGUAACGAAGCCCGAACCAGCGUGGUUGAGAUUAGCCUUCCAGGACUGGAGCUGCAAGGUACGCUUCACAACUUCACCUUCUCUUCCUUUCCCAAUCUCUUCAGUCUCAAUCUCAGUGGCAAUGGACUCACAGGAGCCAUACCAGAUCAAAUUGGUAGCCUCUCCAAACUCACCAACCUUGAUCUCUCCAAUAUUAAUCUUUCUGGCGUUCUGCCUCCCUUGAGUAAUUUAAGCAGCCUGCACUUCUUAGACCUCUAUGGCAAUGAAAUCAGUGGCACAAUUCCUUUAGAAAUAGGGAAUAUGAAAAAUCUGGUUGAGUUAGCAAUAGGUUCGAAUAAAUUCACUGGUAUGAUCCCCCAUGUCCUGGCUAAUUUAAGCAACCUUCACUUUCUAUACUUGCAUACCAAUGAAGUCAGUGGUCCAAUACCUUACGCAAUGGGAAAUCUAGAAAAUUUGGUUAUGUUGGACCUAGAUGCAAACAAGCUCAGUGGUCCAAUCCCUCAUUCUCUGUCUAAUUUAAGUAGACUAGAGAGCCUCUAUCUGUUUGACAAUCAAUUAUCUGGUCCAGUGUCUUCAGAAAUCGGAGAUAUGAAAAAUAUGAUUGACUUGGAGCUAUCUCAUAACAGCCUUAGUGGUCCAAUCCCUCAUUCUCUAUCUAAUUUAACUAGACUAGAGACCCUCUAUUUGUUUGAAAAUCAAUUAUCUGGUCUUGUGCCUUCUGAAAUUGGAGAUAUGAAAAAUCUGAUUGACUUGGAGCUAUCUCAUAACAACCUUAGUGGUCCAAUCCCUCAUUCUCUCUCUAAUUUAACUAGACUAGAGACCCUCUAUCUGUUUGACAAUCAAUUAUCUAGUCUGGUGCCUCUAGAAAUUGGAGAUAUGAAAAAUUUGGUUCAAUUGGCACUACAACAAAACAAAUUCAGCGGUCCAAUCCCUCAUUCUUUGUCUAAUUUAACUAGACUAGAGACACUCUAUUUGUAUUCGAAUCAAUUAUCUGGUCCUGUGCCUUCUGAAAUCGGAGAUAUGAAAAAUCUGAUUGACUUGGAGCUAUCUGAAAACAACCUCAGUGGUCCAAUCCCUCAUUCUCUGUCAAAUUUAAUUAGACUAGAGACCCUCUAUUUGCAUUCGAAUCAAUUAUCUGGUCCAAUGCCUUCUGAAAUCGUAGAUAUGAAAAAUCUGAUUGACUUGGAACUAUCUCAAAACAACCUCAGUGGUCCAAUCCCUCAUUCUCUGUCUAAUUUAACUGGACUAGAGUUUCUCUAUUUGCAUUCGAAUCAAUUAUUUGGUACAAUGCCUUCUGAAAUCGGAGAUAUAAAAAAUCUGAUUGAAUUGGAGCUAUCUGAAAACAAUCUCAGUGGUCCAAUCCCUCAUUCUCUGUCUAAUUUAACUAGACUAGGGUCCCUCUCUUUGAAUUCGAAUCAAUUAUCUGGUGCCAUACCUCAAGACUUUGGUAGCCAAGCAUCCAUUGUAAAAUUUCAGUUGUGCAACAACCUCUUAUCUGGAAGAUUACCACAACAAAUAUGCCAAGGACGAUCACUUCAAAGAUUAGUGGUUCAAAACAAUAGUAUUACGGGUCCUAUUCCUGACUUCAGAAGUUGCACAAGUUUAAUGAGAUAUGGAGAGCUAUCACCAAAUUGGGGAAAAUGUAAGAAUUUGUCCAUUCUGAAGAUUUCUGGAAAUAAUAUUAGUGGGAAGAUACCACCUGAGAUUGGUCAGUUAACACGACUUGGACUACUUGACCUUUCUUUCAACAAACUUGCUGGGGAGAUUCCAAAGGAAUUUGGUCGCUUAUCUAAUUUGUUCCACUUGAAUAUACGUGGCAACAAUAUUUCAGGGCAUGUACCAAUUGGAAUGAAUAAAUUAAUCAAUUUGGAGUUUCUUGACCUCUUGGAAAACAAGUUAACUGGAUCAAUCCCGUCUCAACUUGGUCAAUGCUCCAAAUUGUCUUCAUUAGAUUUGAGCUGGAAUUGAUUGAAUGGGAGCAUUCCAUCUCAAAUUGGUGAUCUAGUCUCCUUACAAAUUCAAUUAGACCUUAGUCAUAACUCAAUUAGUGGACCGAUACCACCUGAGCUUGCAAAGUUGGUGAUGCUGGAAAUCUUGAAUCUAUCCCAUAAUAUGAUCAUAGGCUCAAUACCUUCUUCUCUCGAAGAGAUGGCUAGCUUAGUAUCUCUUGAUUUGUCCUACAAUGAGUUGGAGGGUGUUGUUCCUAACAACAAAGUUUUCAGAAAUGCUUCACCACAAGCAUUUAGAAACAAUAAAGGGUUAUGUGGUGACCUUCAAAAUCUACUUCCCUGUAAUCAAUCUCAUAGAAGCAAGGGAUCGAAGAAAAAGGGCUAUAAGGUUGUCAUAUCCAUCAUUGCUUCUUUGAUAGGAAUUGUAUUCUUAGCACUUGCAAUUAUCGGUGUUUUCUACCUCUUGCGGAAAAAAGCAAAACAAGGAAAUAUAGAAGCAACAACAAGAAAUCAUGGCAAUAUAUUUUCAAUAUAGAAUUUCAAUGGCCAUAUUGCUUACGAGGAUAUUAUUCAAAUAACAGAGAAUUUUGAUUCCAAAUAUUGCAUUGGAACUGGAACUUUUGGGAAUGUUUACAAAGCAGUGCUACCUACUGGCCAUGUUGUAGCUUUGAAGAAGUUCCAUCCAUUGGAGGGUGAGACAAUUAUAGUUAAUGAUGAAAGCUUUGGGAAUGAGAUACGUAUACUAACAAAAAUAAGGCAUCGAAACAUUGUCAAACUUUAUGGAUUCUGCUCUCAUCCAUGAUGCAUAUUUCUUGUUUUUGAGUAUAUGGAAAAGGGAAGCAUAGCACGUAUCUUAAGCAAUCAAGCAGAGGCUAUGAAGUUUGAUUGGCUGAAAAGAGUAAAUGCCAUCAAAAGUGUGGCCAAUGCUUUGUCUUACUUGCAUCAUGAUUGCAUUCCACCAAUAAUUCAUCGAGAUAUUUCAAGCAAAAAUAUAUUGCUGGACUUGGAACUUGAGGCUCAUGUAUCCGAUUUUGGCAUUGCAAGAUUAUUAAAGCCAGACUCAUCUAAUUGGACAUCACUUAAAGGAACUCAUGGAUAUAUUG